CAAACCAAAACUUAGCCAUGUCGACGAGCCCAAACCCUUCCCUAGAGCUCUCGGGCUCACUCGACCUGCUCAAACACGUCAAGCUCAACUACCACUCCAUAUUCAACCGCUUCCUCUUCUUUCUCCUCCUCAUGUUCAUGGCCUCGCGCCUCUCCUGCAACAAUUUUCUACGUAUUUCCGUAGUUUUUUUAUACAUCGCAACACUUUACGUAAAAACGCGGCCUCGCGCCGUAUACCUUAUCGACUUCGCCUGCUAUAAGCCGCCGUUCUGGUGCCGGGUACCGAACGCGUCGUUUCUGGAGCAUUCUCGGGAGAUCAUCGGCGAGGACCGCGCCAAUUUCAUGAUGAGGGUUUUGGAACGCUCCGGGCUCGGCGAGGAGACCGCGUUGCCUCCGCUGGCACAUUACAUCCCCCCCGAGGCAUCGUUGGGCGGAUCGCGCGACGAGUCGGAGCUCAUUAUAUUCACGGCCGUCGACGAUCUGUUUCAGAAGACGGGGGUCGACCCUAAGGACAUCAACGUCGUCGUCGUCAACUGCAAUAGCUUCGCGCCGAUGCCGUCGCUCGCGUCGAUGAUCGUGAACCGGUACAAGCUCCGGGCCGACGUCCGGAGCUUCAAUUUGUCCGGCAUGGGGUGCUCGGCGAGCCCGAUAUCGAUCGGGCUCGCGAGGGACAUCCUCCGAGUGCAGCCUGACUCGACUGUUCUGGUAUUCUCUACGGAGAUCAUCGUAUCUCCGGCCUGGUACACCGGCACGCAACGCUCGAUGCUGAUCCCCAACUGCCUGUUCCGAAUGGGCGGCGCCGCGAUCCUCCUCUCGAACCGCCCCCGUCACCGCGCCGAUGCCAAGUACCGGCUCCACCACGUUGUCAGGACACACAUCGGGGCCGACGACAAGGCGUACAAGUGCUUGUACCAAGUCGAGGACGCCGACGGGAGGCUCGGGAUCUCCCUUUCGAAGGAGGUGAUGCCGAUCUCCGGCCAGGCGAUGAAACGGCACUUGAUUGAGCUGGGACAGUUUGUGCUUCCCUGGUGGGAGCAGCUGCUCUUCGUCGCAACGCUCCUCCGACGGAGCCUCAUCGACCCCAAGGCGAAGGUUUAUACUCCGGAGUUCAGAAAGGCAUUUGAGCACAUAUGCGUGCAUGCAGGUGGUCGCGCGGUGAUUGAUGAAGUGCAGAUGAAUUUAGGGUUGUCGGCGGAGCAGGUGGAGGCCUCGCGUAUGGCGCUGCACCGCUUCGGUAACACAUCGAGCAGCUCGGUGUGGUACGAGCUGAGCUACAUGGAGGCGAAGGGGAGGAUGAAGAAGGGGGACAGGGUGUGGCAAAUAGGGUUAGGGAGUGGCUUCAAAUGCAACAGCUCCGUGUGGGAAUGUGUUAAAGCCAUGGACAAGGUCGAUCAAGGUCCAUGGUCGGGUUGCAUUGAUAGGUACCCUGUGGAGGUGCCCGAAGUGCUCAAAUUCUAAGUUCUAAAUUAAACAACCCCAACACAUGCAUAUACAUAUCUAGAAGAAUGUCGUGUGCAAUUAAAAAAAUUACUUUGUAAUAAUAAAAAUUAUAUCAAUCUAAAUUUUACUAUCAUCUACUCAUGAAAAUCACUCAGCAUUAAUCUUAUAUGCAUGCAUGCAUGGCGCAUGCAUAUGCAUAUCUAGAAUAAUGCUGGGUGCACUUUCACGAGUCAAAAACUAUUUUAUAAUUUUGAUAAUAAAAAUUAUCGCAAUUUAAAUUUUAUUAUCAUCUUCAUGUGAAAGUGACUCGACAUUAUUCUUAUGUGUAUGCAUGGCUUUCAUUAUUGCCACUUAAUUAAAUAUUAAAAAAGGGCAGGUAAGAAUGAAUGGACCUUAUUUGAAAUAUGUUGCAUUUUGAAAGGGAUACCUAGACUUUAAAUAAUGUAAUUAGUGUGGAUCACUAUAAUUCGUGCGAUCCAGUGUUUUUAAAUCAAAACCUGAAUGGUGUUUUCACAUAUUUGAUUGAAAUUGUUAUGAGAUGAAAACUGUACAUGUAGGGUUUUUUAUUGUUGCAAUUGUUAAAUUCAAAGAGAACUCCAUAAAAUUUAGUGAGAAUUUAUCCUAAAUAAAAAAACUAAAACAGAUAGUGAGAUAAUUAAAGAUUUGUGAAGUUUAGGUAUUCAUUUCGAAAAGCUUUAUAGUUUACAUAAGUUCCAUACAUUUUUACUAAAAAUAUAGAAAAAAUGAAAACAAAAAUAAAGGACUAUUUUACGUGCAUGUUUCGUGGUUCAUGCAUGCAUAUGCUGUUAAAAAAAGAAAAAAAAAAAAAGUGAGUGCUUUCAUUUAGUUAUUGUUGCAAAAAGGUGUAAACAUAGUGUGGCCCUCACGAAUAUGGGCUUAGAUAUUUUGUGUGUGUAAAAUAAAAUUCAUUACAUGUAUCUCAAAAUAUUUACCAUUUUCUCUUUUAAUGUGGUGGUGAAAUAUUUGUAAUGUUAUCUUUCAGAUUAAGUGAAAAAA
Messenger RNA from Ananas comosus (pineapple), 2456 nucleotides. Its product is annotated as 3-ketoacyl-CoA synthase 6-like. Gene Ontology annotation, molecular function: acyltransferase activity, transferring groups other than amino-acyl groups. Gene Ontology annotation, cellular component: membrane. The record is from RefSeq and is a predicted model, not a curated record. Gene Ontology annotation, biological process: fatty acid biosynthetic process. Lineage: Eukaryota; Viridiplantae; Streptophyta; Magnoliopsida; Poales; Bromeliaceae. The transcript has 4 exons. The coding region runs from base 18 to 1457 and encodes 479 amino acids.